GUGCUGGGCAAGAAGUUGGUGCCGUCAUAUUGCAGCACACCUCACCACCACUCGCACAUCAACCUCACGGCGUCUCCCAACAUUUCUGCGGGAAGGACACACACGCCCCGGAAGCAUGACAUUCAUGUCAGUUUGGGCCGUGUUGGCCCUUGUGGUUACCACGGAAGCAAGUGUUGGCCCGAGCACCAGUGGCAGCUUUUGCACUGAGACAAAGGAAUGCCUGGACUUUGAGGCGGUCUGCAAAACCGAUGAAUAUGAAGUCCGACACUACAGCCCCACCCGCUGGGUGUCGACAGACGCCGAGGCCUACUUCAUGGGUGUGGGUGCUGCCAUGGCAUUCAGGAGACUUUUUCAAUACAUCACCGGCGCCAAUGAAGCAGGCAUCCAGAUGGAGAUGACCGCGCCCGUGUUGGUUAAAAUCCCGGAGGAGACUAAAAUGUGGGAGCUGGCCGUUUACACGCUUCACUUCCUGCUGCCGCAAGCGUACCAAGACAAGCCGCCCGCACCCACCAAUGACAAAUUGUAUUUCACCGAGAUGCCCGAGAUGGACGUCUACGUGCGAAGCUAUGGAGGUUGGAUGUUAUCGGUGACGUCCAGGCUUCAUGCACACCUGCUGACCACAGAGCUGGAGAGAGUGCGGGCGCCCUACAACCACACCUUCCACUACGGCGUCGGCUACGACAGUCCCUUCAAGCUUCUCAACAGGCACAACGAGGUGUGGUACGUGGCUGAGGGGCCGCCAGUGUGUUCAGAUCCACAGGAGCCCACUCCCGCUCACACCCCCAAGAUGACACCCAGCCCUCCCGCCAAUCUCUCAUCGGAUCCCCUCGCAGACUCCGCCUCCCUCACAGCCACCAACCUGACAUCAUCCAACACCUCGGACACGCCAGCCGACGCAUCUACCGACAUGCCCACCGACAUGCCGCCCAGCCCCUCUUCUUCUCGCCUCUGGGUUAACCUGAGCUCCGCCCCCACCUCGGCUAAAGUCCCGACAGACGUGGCGCCCAACACCACCUGGUCCGCCUCCACGGCCCUCUCGCUGGAACCUCAAGGGGACGCCGCCAUGGGGAACAGCACCGAGCGCAUUUUGGCCAACCCCCAACAAGAUGGCGUCUAAGUGGAGGCGUGCUGUUGCACUACGACACCCAUGUUAGCUCAUUGUGCUUCACUAGCCACAGAAAACUGCAUCAGAGUAUUGGUCUUAGCUGCUGAGUUAUGUUCAAACUGCCGCUAAAAUUGGCGUUGUAUAACCCAGUGUUUCUCAACCUUAUUUGGAAGUGAGGCACAUAUGUAUUUUAUGGGUGGAAAAAAAUCUGAUACUCCUGGACUGACCUAUUGACAGAUUUCGUUUUGGCCGGGCUUCAUUCGUCAUUGUUUUUGUGCUUGGGCUAAAACAUAACAAUUGUGCUUUGGCUCCAUCUUUUGGUAUUUUGAUGCAGAGGAACUAUUUUUAAGUAGAACAGCGCUAUAUAGUCCUUUGCCGCCACCUUGUGUUUGCUUAGUUGAGCACAAAACUACUGUUAUGGUCCUGUUGCGUUCGGCUUAAUUGCACAUAAAGAGCAUUUAUUUUGCCCCGCAGAUGGAUGAACAGAGAUACUUUAUUUGUCACAAAGGAAUCAUUUUUGGACCAAUUGGAUACUUUUCUGUGGCACUGGGGAAUCAUUGGUAUGAUCAAGCUUUGAAGAUUUUGAUUCUAUCCACCACGUACUCAUGUUGUCGUUCAUUGGAACUUUUGCGCAUUAAAGCAUGCUGGCGCUUGGAUAGCUUCGUUGAAUUGUGUGAACACAUUUUAGGAGCCAAAGUACUGUUACAUUACAAUUAAAACGAAUGAAAGUGAA
Messenger RNA from Hippocampus comes (tiger tail seahorse), 1838 nucleotides. RefSeq names its product heme-binding protein soul5, like (gene soul5l). Lineage: Eukaryota; Metazoa; Chordata; Actinopteri; Syngnathiformes; Syngnathidae. The transcript has 7 exons. The record is from RefSeq and is a predicted model, not a curated record. Gene Ontology annotation, molecular function: heme binding. Bases 116 to 1117 code for a protein of 333 amino acids.